AUGUGGACGGCGGCUGAGAAUAGCCGACUCGUGUCUCAGGCUCCAAGAUUUGGACGUAACUGGGAAACCAUAUCGGCCACACUGUUUGGCGGAAAGUAUUCAUCGCGUGAGUGCCGUACUCAGUUCGAAUUUCUGACCGAAAAGCCGUGGACGCAAGAGGAGGAUCUCAAACUCGUGGAACUUAAAAACCAAUGGUAUCCUCUGUGGGGCAACGUGAGCCGUAUCCUUAACACUGGACGUACAGCUAUUUCGUGUGAGAAGCGGUACAACGAAUUGAUGGCUCAGGAAGGCCCCUAG
Molecule: messenger RNA, 297 nt
Organism: Microthlaspi erraticum
Lineage: Eukaryota; Viridiplantae; Streptophyta; Magnoliopsida; Brassicales; Brassicaceae
Source: the annotation of a GenBank genome assembly